Cloeon dipterum is the source of this 1526-nucleotide messenger RNA. RefSeq lists its product as uncharacterized. The transcript is spliced from 4 exons. Bases 33 to 1436 code for a protein of 467 amino acids. Gene Ontology annotation, cellular component: cytoplasm. NCBI's taxonomy places the organism in Eukaryota, Metazoa, Arthropoda, Insecta, Ephemeroptera, Baetidae. The record is from RefSeq and is a predicted model, not a curated record. Gene Ontology annotation, molecular function: glycosyltransferase activity.
UGGUGUGUGCCCGGGCCGUUCAGUUUCAAAGCAUGAGGUGGGCGAAAAGACCAUUUUUCGCGGUGUUUGCCACUUUAUUGGGCUACGUGGCUGUCGUGCUCCUAUUUGAAAGCAUAAAAAAAAUUCAAGACAAGGUACGAGAGGAGUAUUUGAAGCAAGGUGAUGAUGGAGUUUGGCAGAAAGUCGUAGGCACUAAAUACGAGUUUUUGGUUUUCUCAGCGUACGUAGAAGACAGGGAUAUUGAGGUACAACAUUCGUUCAAGACUCAACCAGCCGUUCGGAUAGUCGGGGUUGGCAGACAAAUACAAGGAAAGAUGGCCGAGAGAUUGUACUGCCGAUUUUUGUACAACACCGACAAAACGAGCGGCGUGAAUGAAUCAGGAAGUGUGCUGGGGAAAGCAGCAUUGGUGCCGAUAAAAGAGAACUGGGGUCUCAAUUACACCGCCUGCUUCAUAUUUUGCAGCAUCUCAAAAAAUGGCACUAUUCCAUCCAGCGUGUCAAUUUAUUCAGAGGCAUCCAGCAAGCGUUACCUUGAAACUCAGGACCUGAAAGAUCUAAAUGACUCCGGGAACCGAUUAUCGGUCCAAAACCGGAGAGCUGAAGAUAGGAAAGUCACAACGGAGAUCAAUAUGGCUGCAUGUAUCAACCCUAUGCAUAGCAACUUCAGCAGAGUAUGGCCGCUAAUCGAAUGGUUGGAGAUGAACAAGAUGUUGGGCGUGUCACACUUUUACUUCUACAACCGCAGCAUGGCACCGAAUGUAAGUUGCGCCUUCAACCAUUACAUCAAGAAGGGCGAAGUAACCGUACUCGAUUGGCGAACCAACCUGCCCAGAUUCCUGGUGAGAACCAACGUGCAGAUCAGGGACGGCAACAUCUUUGCCGCCAUGAACGACUGUCUGUACCGCGGAAUGUUCAAGCACAAGUAUUUGAUGUUUGCCGACUUUGACGAGUUCCUCGUGCCGGAGGGGAAAGACGCAAACUUGCUUAAAUUUGUUGAAAAGAUAUCAGCGAAGGAAAAGAAGGUGGCAUCGUUUCUGUUUAAAAACACAUUCUACUUUCUGGAGUGGCCAACCGAUCCCAAGUACAAAGGUCUGGAUCUGAUCACGCAGACAAAGACUAUAAGGCAAAAGGGGUUCGACCCGCCAAUGUCGAGGUCAAAAUAUAUAACCAAGCCAGAAAGAGUAACCAUGGUGGGCAACCACUUUGUCUGGGAAAACACAAACGGUGCGUGGACCUGGAAGGGGCUGAACGAAACAGAAGCCUCCAGCAGACACUACAGAAUUUGUGAAUUUCCGCCAGAUGUGUGUCGAAAUCCCCAACGAGGAGAGAGAGACGCGCGGAUGUGGGACUUUGAAAAGCAGUUGUCUGAAAAAAUGAACCAAGUGCAGGAGGAGAUUGGCAAAAAGUGUGGACUGGAGCGGAUCAAAAUGGUUUAGACUGCCUUUUGCGCAACUGUGAAAAGUAAUUUCGUUCUCAAUAUAUUACUUAACGAGUGUUGUUUCCGAGUCAUAAAAUAUUAAAGCCAG